AUGCCCUUGAAGCUUGGGUUGAUCUCGGACGUUGACAACUACGUCAGGAAUUACAUGCAUAAAGCUUGUAGCUCCCUUCCUCUCCGCCUCUCGUGCGAGCGGGCUGGUGACGCUGGGGGAUGCUCAACAAAACGUGGAUCGCAGGGCGCUGCUAGGUCCGUGAUCUUUCCCGUGAGGAUCAAGAUGCUAUUCUCAAACAGAGAAAGCUGGGGGAAGUUGGUUCCCAAGCUGCAGCAACCAGAAGAGAGACGCACAUCACGUCCCGCCUCGGUGUAUCUAGCGGCUGGCCGAGCGAUGAAGGAGACGAGAAGCAGUGGCGGCGGGCGGGACCGCCACAUCAAUGCCACCUACGGCUCCCGGGGAGCGGGGUCUCUGCCGAGAAAGGCCAACAACAGCCAAUCAGCAAACAACCGGGAGCAGAAAAGGAAGGCGUAG
Pyricularia oryzae 70-15 is the source of this 435-nucleotide messenger RNA. RefSeq lists its product as uncharacterized. The transcript has 3 exons. The coding region runs from base 1 to 435 and encodes 144 amino acids. Lineage: Eukaryota; Fungi; Ascomycota; Sordariomycetes; Magnaporthales; Pyriculariaceae. The record is from RefSeq and is a predicted model, not a curated record.